AUGUCUGUCCUGUGCGAUGCUGUAGUUUCGAGUCGACUAGACGAGCUGAUCGAGAAGUUUAGGGAGUACGAAGAGGAACUCAUCCGUAGUCUAGGCGAUUCCAAGGUGACUGCGGAACGGAGGUUUUCCCAGAUCGAGGGGCGACUGAACCGGGACUUGUCGUUGCACGAUCAGUACGUGGCCUUUAUGGAGGAAUAUGAGGCCCUGGGACACAUGCGGCGUGUCUCACCCGAAGAGGAAGGUACGGACCGAUUCUACCUCCCUCACCACCCAGUCGUGCGAGAUGCGAGCUAUACCACACGGGUCCGAGUAGUGUUCGAAGCUUCAGCCAAAACAUCCACCAACCUGUCCGUCAACGAUUGCCUACUGUCCGGACCGAUCAUCCAGCGGAGCCUACGGUCCAUCAUCCUACGCAGUCGUUUCCGUCGAAUUAUGGUGGUAGCCGACAUUGAGAAAAAGUUUCGGCAGAUAGAUGUCUGCCCGGAAGACAGGCGGUUCCAGUUGAUCCUGUGGCGCCCAACCCCAGACCAACCCUUGGCAACCUACGAAAUGUUAACGGUAACCUACGGAACCAAACCUGCCCCAUUCCUCGCGACGAGAACCCUGGUGCAGCUAGCUUCUGACGAGGCCGAACGCUACCCACUGGCGUCAGCUGCUGUGAAGGAAGACUUCUACAUGGACGAUGCGAUUACGGGGGCGGACGAUCCAAUUACCGCCAAACAACUACGUGUUGAGCUGCAAGAGAUGCUGAACAGUGGAGGAUUCAAGCUGAGGAAGUUUGCGUCGAACUGCCCAGAUGUGCUGGAAGGCCUUCCCAACGAAGACUUGUCCAAUCAGCGGACGGCCCUCGGAGCAGUUGCCUACAUCAGGUCGGAAGACUCAACCGGUCACAUCCUUGUCGCCCCACUGAUGUCCAAAUCUAGGGUGGCACCCCUCAAAACCCAGAGCAUUCCAAAACUUGAGCUCCGUGGUACAACCCUGGCGGCCGAAAUAAAUCGUUUUGCGCUGGCUGACUGGUGUCCCGGCGACCUGGACAACGUUUGUCGCCAACCGAGUCGCCAAGAUCCAGCGUUUAACCGAGUCGCCAAGAUCCAGCGUUUAACCGAGAACUGCCACUGGAACCAUAUUUCUGGAAAGAAGAACCCUGCAGACCUCAUCUCCCGCGGAGUGGCACCAGAUGACCUACUGGACGAGCCACUGUGGUGGGAAGGCGAAUGGUUACUGCUGAGCAUGGAUCACUGGCCGAGGCGGAGAGUCUUCACGGCUGAUGGACUGGAGGAGGAGAGGCGGAAGGUGGUAGCAGCGACAACAGCUGAUGAGCCCAGCUUCAUCGACAAGUACAUAGCACACUACUCAACCUACACACAGAUGGUGCGCCACAUGGCCUGGUGGCAGCGCUGUACACGCAACCUACGAAUCCCCAAGGAUGAUCGCUACAUUGGACCGUUAACUUCAGCUGAACUACUACAAGCAGAGACCAAAAUUGUACAUCUGGUGCAAGGAGAGUGUUUCGCUCGCGAGCUGAAGACAAUCGGCAAGCAAGAGUGUGUUUCGCGGUCAUCGCCCCUGCGGUGGUACAAUCCAUUUCUGUCGCGGGAUGGUCUCUAG
Culex pipiens pallens (northern house mosquito) is the source of this 1608-nucleotide messenger RNA. RefSeq lists its product as uncharacterized. The transcript has 4 exons. Lineage: Eukaryota; Metazoa; Arthropoda; Insecta; Diptera; Culicidae. Bases 1 to 1608 code for a protein of 535 amino acids. The record is from RefSeq and is a predicted model, not a curated record.